This is a messenger RNA of Ylistrum balloti, 1179 nucleotides long. Its product is annotated as ribonuclease P protein subunit p20-like. Gene Ontology annotation, cellular component: nucleus; nucleolar ribonuclease P complex; ribonuclease MRP complex. The transcript has 2 exons. Gene Ontology annotation, molecular function: nucleic acid binding. The coding region runs from base 1 to 459 and encodes 152 amino acids. Gene Ontology annotation, biological process: tRNA 5'-leader removal. Lineage: Eukaryota; Metazoa; Mollusca; Bivalvia; Pectinida; Pectinidae. The record is from RefSeq and is a predicted model, not a curated record.
AUGCAGACUGUCGGCGACAGAGGGAAAACUCAUCCGAGGUCAAAGUCAGCAGAACUUAAGGGCCUCAUUGAUCAAGAAGAGUUUACCCUUCGUAAACGUCUGCCGCAUAAAUUACCAAAACGCAAAAAUGAUGUUUACGUGAGUCGGAAAACCAACUAUAAAAGUCAGCUUGAAAGAUGCAAAAAGAUACUGGACUUGGAAAAUGAAGUUUAUAUUCAUGGAUUAGGUGCUGCGAUUACUAGAGCUGCAAAUCUGGCAUUGACAGUUCAGGCAGCAGGACGAGGUAGUAUAGCCAUUGCUACUCAUACAUCCACUGUGGAACUGGUGGAUGAUCUAGAGCCUGACAAGGAUGACAACGAACCAGACACGUUUUCACGGAACAAUUCUGCAAUUCAUAUAAAAGUGUACAAAGUCGAAAGUGCUGGUUUAGAGACCCCAGGUGAAGAUCCCCCACACUGACACACAAAGUGUGUGUGAUAAUACAUCACAGGAUUUUAGAUAUGAACCGACAUACUAUUUGUUAGUGUAGCAAGCUCAGCUAUGAUGGGCAAAUUAUGAUUUUCAUGGUCAAUACCUAACAAUACAGAAUACUGAUAUACUGCAGUAGGUAGUAAUUGAAAAAAGUUAUCCCACACAUUUAUGAAAUUUAGUGACUUUGAACCAAUGAUUUAAUAUACUGAUGAACUGGAAUACAAAACGAUUGUGUCUUGAUGGUCUAACUAUGUAUGUUAGAUCUACUGAUCUGUACUCAUAUAGGUACAGAGAUUGUCAAGAUGUUGCUUGUCCAGCUAUAUGUGGAAAAAUUCAUUUUUGUGUUCAUCUCUUCAAAGAUGUUAACUGCUUUCUAAUGUUGCGUAAAUUUCUAGGACCCUUGUAAAGGUCAGAGUUAAAUGAAGGUCAUCAGAAGGUUAUUUUAAAGAGUUUUGUAAUCUAGUCAAAUUACCUAUUCAAAUUAAUAAUUUGUUGCAGUAUAGAAAUUGUAUGAAACUUAAUACAAUCAUGGACUUAUACUUAGUUAUAUCUAAGUCUAUGACAUUAUUUUGGAGUGAAAUGAUGGAAGCCGGAUUGUGUAAUGUCAGGUUGUUUUGUCAUGUGCUCAAUAUUGAUCACAAUCAACAGUUGACCAUUUGUUAUCUGCCAGAUAAAAACGUAUUAAAGAUUUAUACUCAAAAAACCAUA